Messenger RNA from Colletotrichum navitas, 1384 nucleotides. RefSeq lists its product as uncharacterized. The record is from RefSeq and is a predicted model, not a curated record. The transcript has 2 exons. NCBI's taxonomy places the organism in Eukaryota, Fungi, Ascomycota, Sordariomycetes, Glomerellales, Glomerellaceae. Bases 396 to 953 code for a protein of 185 amino acids.
GCCGGGGAUUUUCUGAAAACAGUGCAUGCGUAACCAUCAUGUCGGCACUUUCCCGCAGCAUGUCAUGUCAUGAACCAUCUCCUUUAUCCUGGGGGAUCUCUAGAACACAUGAUCCGUGGGCCCGCAUUGCUACUAGAAUCUGAGUGCCAGGGUCCAUGUCUUUGCCUUAAGCUCAAUAGCCGGGACACGUGCGGUUGCAUAGCAUCGUUUAAAAGAACGGUCGCCGUCCACAUCAUCUGGUACAUCCUCUUUUGAGAUCACCUCAGUCUUCAUCGCCUCCCACAAUCGUUUCGGCCCUUGUUUUCUCUUGCCCGACCGCAUUCCAGUGCGCGUCACAUUCUUUAAUUCCAAGACACUUGUCCAUAAUCUCUCGAUCGUAAGGACAACACGUCGCGAUGAAGACUUCCGCCGUCCUCUCCUCUCUGCUUUUCCUGGCUUCCGGCGUCUCUGCUGAUGGUCGUUACUGCUCUUGGCCUCUUAAGCGUGUGAUCACAAGCGUUAGACCCAUCUGGACUGACCCGCAACUCGUCGCCGGCGUUUUUGUUGGCCCUUCCGCAACCACUGGCACCAUCGCAGCCGGUUACAGCUACACCGAGUCGUGGAGUAUCACUGGCAGUAUCACUGGUUCCAGUGGCUUGACUGGUAUUGUAACCCUCGGUGUCUCGACUUCCUACGGACAAACAACUGCCAGGGGUAGCUCCUUGACCGUCGGCAUCGCGUGCCCGGCCAACGUCCGUUGCGGUAUCACGGCCUCUUCCUACGUUCUCGAGGUCAACGGCACCGAGACCCUCUACCGUUGCGGCAGCAAGAACAAGUACGACACGCAGUACCCUUGCCAAAAAUCGGCCCCGGACCACUGCCCUACGACAUUCUGGAACACUACCGACGGUGUCACGAAGCCCUUUACUGCCGUAAGCUCGCACACGAAACCCCCAGAGGCAAUGAGAUUAUGAUGCUGACAGUUGUGUUACCAGUACAUUCCACUGGCCAAGGGCCCAUCGAAUGUCAACGAGCUGCUCGCUGUCAACUACAACGCUUGCACGGCGGGGACGCCUUACAAGGGUAUCGAGCCCUGCCCCGGAUUCUAGGCGGUGAUACGUAAAUGUGGACUCCUGUCACCAUCAAAGUGGACGACGCGGGUCUGUGGUUGAGGUGGCCGAGUCAACCCCCUGAGAACGAGGAAAGGGGGAAAGCCUGUGCUGAGGCUGAGGCUGAGGCUGAGGCUUACAUACUGUGCAAAGUUAUCACGAAGACGACCAGAGCUUAGUUGCUCUGCACAAGGUGGUUUUUGCAAUUGAGAGGUACGGCGUCGGUGAUUGUAGGGCAUGAAGAUCUCGAGGCAGACUCGAGCCCGCUGACAGUAGUUAGGCUCUUGAGAUGGGCG